Nymphaea colorata (pocket water lily) is the source of this 1769-nucleotide messenger RNA. RefSeq names its product thaumatin-like protein 1. Bases 355 to 1296 code for a protein of 313 amino acids. Gene Ontology annotation, cellular component: extracellular region. The record is from RefSeq and is a predicted model, not a curated record. Gene Ontology annotation, biological process: defense response. The transcript is spliced from 3 exons. Lineage: Eukaryota; Viridiplantae; Streptophyta; Magnoliopsida; Nymphaeales; Nymphaeaceae.
CUCUCUCUCUCUCUCUCUUGUUGUUAUGUCAAUAAAUAAAGAACGCCUUUGGAGUGCUUGAAUGCUUAUAAGUUGCAGGGCAGUGGCAGUUUGAUUCUCCCUCCUCUUCCAUUCCCUUCUUUAACCUCGAAGCUGAUUUAUGGGAGCAACUGUCAACGUUCUUUUGCCUGAAGCCGACACCCCUAAGCCUGCUAUCCCUUCCUCUUCUUCCUCCACUCCCUUUCUCUCUCUUCCCUGUACCUGCAUUACUCGUCACCAUGUAAAUCUUCUCGCCCACUCAAAUUUCUGACUCCCCAUCUCAUUUGUCCUAAAGGAAUUACAACUUAAGCUCACCCCAUCUCUCUGUCAGCAACAAUGGAGGCCCAUCUCUUUCUUCCCCUCUUCUUCCUCAUUGUCGGCAUCUGUAGAGGGGCUCAGGGAGUAACGUUCACGUUUGCGAACAACUGUGGCUACACGGUAUGGCCGGGGAUCUUAUCAAACGCAGGCAGCCCAAGUAUGUCGCCGACCGGAUUCGAGCUCGCUAGCGGCACGUCGCGCUCGCUUCAGGCGCCGACGGGCUGGGCGGGCCGGUUCUGGGGGCGAACCGGCUGCGCGUUCGAUGGCUCCGGCCAGGGGGGCUGUCGAACCGGUGACUGCGCGAAUCGGAUGGAGUGCGACGGGGCGGGGGCAAAAGGGGCGGCGACCCUGGCGGAGUUCUCCCUGGGCGGGUUUGGCGGCAAGGAUUAUUACGACGUGAGCUUGGUGGACGGGUACAACCUUCCCCUGGUGGUGACUGUCUCCGGCGGCAGCUCAGCGGCCGCUGGGCCAGGGUGGUGCGCGACGACGGGGUGCGCGGCGGACCUGAACCAAAGAUGUCCGGCGGAGCUGAGAGUGGAGGACGACGGAGGGGAGGAAGCAGCUUGCAGAAGCGCGUGCGAUGCGUUCCAGCGGCCGGAGUUCUGCUGUGCCGGCGACUACGCCAACCCCAACACCUGCAAGCCGUCGUACUAUGCGGCUAUCUUCAAGGAGGCGUGCCCGAGAGCUUACAGUUACGCCUUUGACGACGCAACCAGUACCUUCACCUGUGCCAACGCCGACUACACCAUCACCUUCUGCCCCAACUUUACAAGUCAAAAAGCGUCAAGGGAUUCAUCGACGCCGAGGACAGCAACAGGCGUGGUUCUAAGUGAGGAGGGCUGGCUGGCAACCCUGGCCACUGCCGACGCUUCGUCAUCCCGAGUCGUUUCAUUCGGUUGCUCCGUCUCAAUCGUCAUCGCUUCAAUUAUUGCCAUGAACGCCAACAUGCUGCGUUUGUAGAGGAGAGGCGAGGCGCAUUUCAUUUCUCUUCUUUUUGAAUCAAGAAGAAGAAGAUGAACAGAUGAUGAAUUUUCUAUUAAGAUGGCUCAGGCCGACACCUCCUCUCUCUCUGCUGGUAAUGUGUGAAAAUGACUUGGCAGCGCACCAUGAAGCUGCCUCACAGCUUGAAAAGGCUGGCUGGAGUGGCCUACCAUGAAUGAUGCAGAUGGCAGUAGUCGAGGAGCCCAUGUCUUGUUGUAUUAGCACGAAAAGGGAAGGGGUCUCGGUAAAUGUAAUUAUUUAACAGUAAUGCCAAGUAAAGAUAAAAGGGUGCAUAGAUGAGGUCUACGGAAAGCAAAUGUGUCUCUUACUGAGAAUCGAACUUUUCCAUUGUAGAGGUUCGGUUGCUCGGUUGGUACUUGAUGUAAUGUCCACUUGCAGCCUUUGUACGAUACAUCACUUGCUACAGCAAUAAAGAGGUUCUUAUAUAUAUA